AUGUAUCGGGCUGCAGUGCGGACUCCCCCACGGCAGGCCUGGAGGAGCCUUUGUUCCCAGUCGUUCCAGACGGCCCCCGGUCGAUUUGCAUCAACAUCAGCCCCUGCGUACAAGCCGCGGACGUGGAAGGGCUCUGCCUUGAGAUGGGGCCUUGCUUUCGGCGCCGUGUACUAUUACAAUACCAGCUCUGUUUUUGCCGACGAAGCUACCGGCGUGCAAUCGACGGCCGCCCCUUCUGCCUUCACAGAGUCAGACAUGCCCACCGUGCACUCCGCCACUGAACAGAAGCGCAAGCAGCUCAAGCCCGCCCCUGAGGAGCGGGCAAAGCCAGAUGAGAAGAGCAGCCCAACCCCAGAGACGCAGCCCGGGACGGAGCCGCAGAACGCCGUCGUUGCGGCCGGAUCACCAGAGGCCCUCGAAGAAGAGGCCGGCCAAGAAGGCGCAUUCAACCCCGAAACAGGGGAAAUCAACUGGGACUGUCCGUGCCUCGGAGGAAUGGCACACGGUCCCUGUGGCGAGGAAUUCAAGGCUGCUUUCAGCUGCUUCGUCUACUCGACGGAGGAGCCAAAGGGAAUGGACUGUAUCGACAAAUUCCAAGGAAUGCAGGAGUGCUUCAGGAAAUACCCUGAUAUUUACGGCGCCGAGCUGUCCGACGAUGGCGAAGAGGCUACCAACGACCUAGGCCAAGUCCCGCGCGACGAGCCACGAGGGGCUCCUGCUCCAACUGCCACCAAGGACGACAGAUCCGGGACAGACAACCUGCCGGAGAUCAGGCCACUAGAGAACAAGGGUGUCCCAAAAAAGUGGGAAGACGCUACCGAUGCAGACAGGAAAGAUGCCAAGGCUGAGCAGCCCGGUGUUGUGGCUGAAGAAGAAAAAGAAAACAAGGUCGAGGAGAGCGGGGAGAAGUAG
Messenger RNA from Metarhizium album ARSEF 1941, 912 nucleotides. Its product is annotated as intermembrane space import and assembly protein 40. The transcript is spliced from 3 exons. Lineage: Eukaryota; Fungi; Ascomycota; Sordariomycetes; Hypocreales; Clavicipitaceae. Gene Ontology annotation, biological process: protein import into mitochondrial intermembrane space. The record is from RefSeq and is a predicted model, not a curated record. Gene Ontology annotation, cellular component: mitochondrial intermembrane space. Gene Ontology annotation, molecular function: protein-disulfide reductase activity. Bases 1 to 912 code for a protein of 303 amino acids.